Capsella rubella is the source of this 1762-nucleotide messenger RNA. RefSeq lists its product as uncharacterized. Lineage: Eukaryota; Viridiplantae; Streptophyta; Magnoliopsida; Brassicales; Brassicaceae. The transcript is spliced from 2 exons. The record is from RefSeq and is a predicted model, not a curated record. Bases 58 to 1500 code for a protein of 480 amino acids.
UUGAUCCUCUUCUUGUAGUUCUUUACUUUUUAUUCUUCUUUUUUUUUUUUUUCAAGAAUGGAGGGGAAGAAGUUGAAUUUGUAUGCUCCAUUACCAUCGAUUAGGCGACUUCCGUCUAACAUAGCGUAUUCGGGUGAACUAGAGUUCACGAAGACGACGAUCACAAGACCGGAGCUUCGAUCAUGUAUGAGUACAAAACAAGAAACGCCGGUUUUUGUAUUACCAGACCAGAGCUUUGAUCAUCUGACCGAAUCAGCUUCAGUUCCUUUUGUGUGGGAACAAAUCCCCGGUACACCAAAAGAUGACAUGGCUACAUUGAUUCAAGAAUCAGGUUUACUAGAAACCGAUGAAGAAGAAGAUGAAGAUGAAGAUUUGGAUACGGUUCCUUCAAAUGAAAGCUUCUCUAUUAACUGCAGCACAAGUGGAGUCAGCGAGAUCGAGAAGAAUGAUGAGAAAUCCGACGGUGAUGAUGAGAGAUCUAGAGAAAGUCUAGAUCUCAUGAUGUCUAGAUUCUUACCAGCUGCUAAAGCAAUGGCUCUUCAGAAACAUCAGAAACAUCAAUCUUCUUCAUACAACUCUUCAGAGCAGAAGCAAAUCACUCAGACCAGAGAAGCUCUUGUAACUCGCCAAAGAAGUCAAUUAGCCGCAGAACAUGAACAUUUCGCCAUUGUUCAGAGCCUUUAUGAUGAUUUAAACACUGAUGAUGAAGAUGGAGAUGAUGAAGAUGACGACGAUGAUGAUGCUGAUGAUUAUGGUUAUGGUGCUCCCAAGAUCUACCCUAAUGUUACCAAGAAAGCUUGCGGAUUCUUGCCAAGGCUUUGUGCAAAGAACUCAUUCAAGUUUCUAAACCCGGUUCCUCUGGGUUCAGUAUCAUCGAACCAGUCAAUGAAACAUUCGGGUGAACAAACCGGUUUACCAAACUGGUCAACUAGGCGUCUCUCCGGUUUUAUAUCUCCAUACCGAACAUCUUGUUCAAAUUCCGGUUUUCUCGGAACUCCGGACAAACCAGAGGACUUCAAAAGAAGGCUAAACAGAGGAAUGAGCAAGUCUCAAGAACUGUAUCCAAGAAGAGAGAUUCUUCCUAAUUAUUCAAACUCUGGUGAAAUCAAAACGUUUAGAAACUCGAUCUCAACUCCUUCGAGGAUCCAACGGACGACAAUCCCCGACUCGAGGUUUCUUGUGGAGGAAGUAAACAGAAGAAGAAACAACAACAGGUCAGGGAAUCUUCUCAAAACAUCCCCGGUUUACACGCCGGCGAUUUCUCCUCCGCCGUUACCGGAAACUCCAUCUCGGCCUUGGCUCCGACGAACCCUCCUCCCGCCCGUGAACCCUAGACCAUACGGAGUCGUUUUAAGUCAAGUUGGUACCAAGAAACCAGAUCAAGAAGUUCUUGAAUCUACGAAAUGGGAAACAAUCGUUAAAACAUCGUACGUUCACAACGAUCACACUCGUUAUUCUCAGGAGCUGAUUGUUCAUCCAUCUCGCCAGCAAAACUCAUAAAACCAAACACAAUUACUUUUUUUAUUUUUUGACAGUACAAAUAAAUAGUUUUAAGGUUUGCCUCUUAUUUUUCAUGUAGGCAAACACAAAAUUUGUACCCGAGAUUGAUUCUUUGUGUUUCGAUUCUUUUCGUGAGUGUGUGUUUGUGUGUGUUAUAAGUUAUAAGUUAUAACUGUGGCGUUUGUUUUUCCGACCACAUGGUUUGUAGUUGAAGAGAUUAUUAUGUUAUUGAUGUUUGAUGAAAUAUGGAUUCCUUACCGAA